CAACUACUUGAGCUGAAUGACAGUUUAUAUUUGCUUUCCAAUAAUGCCAGUGCUCAGUGAUGUUUCUGAAAAGGGUUGGUGUUUUGUUAGCCAUUCACGCAGUUUAUCGGUCACCUUUGCCCACACUAGAACUUUGCACACUGCUCUGAUGUUCAAUAAUUUCUACAACAAGAAUCUUCAAGCUCCUCACAGACAUUCAUUCCACCACCGAUGCGUUCAAUUGGUCAGACUAAAUCCCACACUAGGAUUGGAGUGCCUUGUAGUGAACAUCCCUUCAGUUGUAAAUUUAAGAAACACAGUUGUAUCAAUACUUUGUUCCAAUGUCAACAUUCUUGAAGGUAAAGAUGUGCUUUUUGCAGUGUCAAGAAGGAGGUGCCAGUUUUCAACGUUCUGUGAUCCCACUCCCUACCAUUGGGCAUUACCUGUGCUUUGGAGUCACUUUUUAGAAGCACUCUCUAUUCAGAGCACAAAAAGUUGAUGGAUGUAAAAAUGUAGGAAAUUUCCCCAUUGUACGAUGGGAUUGGACUAAGUGAGGUGGAGAAGAAAACAAAACAAUUCAUUUCAUAUCUUUACAUUUCAAGUCUAUAUUGACUCUUCUUCAGAGGCAAAAAUGCCUAGAUAUUAUAGAGGGAAAUGCAUAAGACGUACGUACCAAGGACGGGCUACCUUUCGAUGAACCCAUUCGAACUGCACAAACACCUAAUAAACACAUAUGUGUUGACAAGUAAAGGGUCUACGAGCUUCCUCAAACGUGACACGUCGAGGGACAAAACUGACUCGGACGUAUUGAGAGAAAAUCACAAAUUUCUUUGGGAUGAAGAUGAAGUGCCUAAAACUUGGGAAGAACGGCUUGCGAGAAAGUAUUAUGACAAGCUUUUCAAAGAAUUCUGUAUAACAGAUUUAACCAUGUAUAAAAAGAAUAAGAUAGCGCUGAGGUGGCAGACGGAACAAGAGCUGGUUACUGGCAAAGGACAGUUUAUAUGUGGAGCCAAAGGCUGUCCAGAAAAGGAGCACUUAAAAACAUGGGAAGUUAACUUUGCCUAUAAGGAGCAAGGUGAAAAAAAGAAUGCCCUUGUCAAACUUCGCCUAUGUAAUGAUUGUUCAACAAAGCUAAAUUACAGUAAGAAAAGAAAAGAGAUAAAGAGAAUACGGAUAAAACAUAAAACUGGAAAAAGUAGCAAAACGUGUAAUAAAGGAGAAACAACCAACAUGGAAGAAAAGGAAGAAGAAGAAAAGACUGAAGAAGAAACAAAGACUAAUUGCAGUGAAGAAAACAAUAUUUGGACAAAGCCAAUUGAUGAGUCUGUUGAAGUUUCAAGAGAAGAAGAUUUUGAAAAAUAUUUGGAACAUUUGCUAUUUUAAAUAGUUAGAAGUUAAGUAAUAUUAUCUUCCUAAAAAAAUAAUUGCAAGUUUUUCUGGUUGUCUCUGGCAAGAUCAGGCCUUAUUUAUUUAUUUUUUUUAAGCUUUUAAUACAAUACUUUUUAAAAUGUAAUUAAUGUUCAAAUUGUAUAGUUUUACCAAAUUAUAUAAUAAAUGGAUUGGAAUUCUUCUUGAACCAUCUCCAAGGAGAAUUAAUAAAUAUGUCUUGUAAGAUGAGAAAAGAUAAUGAAAAGUGGUCAUCCAGUCCAUUAUGGAUUUUUUGACUUUCUUCACAUUCAUUUUUUGAUAAAUAUAUUAUAACAAAAAAAUAAUUAAGAAAUCUAACCAGUAAAUUUGCUAGUGGUUCUUUUUUGUUUAUUUAAUGGCCUUAUGAACUUCACAUAUUAGCCAAGAUGUGUUGUGUGUACAUACUCACAUACACGUACAUAUUUUUAAGGGGAAGGGGUGUGUGAAAAAAGGACCGGGGCGAUGACCUAACCACUUGACCACACAAUCCCCAGCAUACCCCUAAGAAUUUUAUUUGAGAAAAUCAAAGAAAAAAGUAUAGCAUGGUUAGGGAUAAUAGCAAAAGUAUAACAGUGUGGUAGAUUAACAACCCCUUGUUAAUGGUGUUAAUCUCCUACAGGAUUAAAUUGGAUAAAUCAAUUGCACAAAUAAAUACAUUCAUACAUAUAAAUAGAUUCAUGCACUCAUCGUGAUUAUUCGAUGUAAUAUUGGAUCUCCAUUGACCUAUACACAGUAGUAAUAAUCUAACGUAAAUUAGGGAUCGAUGAGGUACUUUCACAAAUAUUCUGUCAUCCAGUCCAUAGUGUCACCAUCACCCUCCAGCUGAAAAAAAAUGUGUGUGUGCUUAGGGUCACUAUCACCCUCACCCUAUUAUGUUAGACCACUAUGACACCUCACCCUAUCAGGCUUUUAUAACUUAUAUUAUGCUAUUACAAAAAGGAAGGCUCCUGUCAUUAAAGAAGUCAAGAAAAAUACAGCUAUAAAAUUUUAUUGUACUUUGAGCAGAAAUCAUAUAUACAAAAUACUUAAUUUCCAAUCACAAUUGCUAAAUUUAUUGGCUUUGCAGUAAAUUUUUUUAAACAGUAAAUUUUUCAAAGAAUCAAUCAAGCUAUGACACAAUUAUAUCAUAUCGGUAAAACUGUGGGAAUAACAUCAAUACAAAGGAAUGUAGAUUGAACGAAUUAAAGAUUAAAAACAACAACAAAAGUAAUUAUAA
Messenger RNA from Cimex lectularius (bed bug), 2602 nucleotides. RefSeq names its product protein FRA10AC1. The transcript has 6 exons. Bases 634 to 1362 code for a protein of 242 amino acids. NCBI's taxonomy places the organism in Eukaryota, Metazoa, Arthropoda, Insecta, Hemiptera, Cimicidae. Gene Ontology annotation, biological process: dephosphorylation. The record is from RefSeq and is a predicted model, not a curated record. Gene Ontology annotation, molecular function: phosphatase activity.